This is a messenger RNA of Gambusia affinis (western mosquitofish), 2385 nucleotides long. RefSeq lists its product as uncharacterized. Lineage: Eukaryota; Metazoa; Chordata; Actinopteri; Cyprinodontiformes; Poeciliidae. The coding region runs from base 112 to 2385 and encodes 757 amino acids. The transcript has 8 exons. The record is from RefSeq and is a predicted model, not a curated record.
CCCAACGUCAGGUGGCUGAAAAAUGACGAGCUGUGCGGCCUGUUUGAAAGAACGUCGUCGUACAAAAACAUCAGAGGAGAGGUUGUGGAGAGGAAACUCCUGAAGAACAAGAUGGAGUUCCACCCACCUCCACCUCCCACGUCUGUCAAAGGAGGACUGCCGAGCAUGACGUCAUUUUUCACCACUCCUGUCUUCUUCUGGCGCCCGGUCGGUGUGAUGCAAGCGAAGAUCCGCUGCCCGAACUCCAACUGCCCAGCACCGCCGGGCGAAUUCCUGGAGAAGAAAGGCUUCGGCAGCUACGCCAGGCAGGUGUGUGGCAUGACCAACAGCUACACCCUGUUGACGGAGAAGCUGAAGUGUACGUACUGCGAAAAGGUGAGGCGGGUGGCGAGCGAGAAGCACAGCGACACCGAAGAAGUAGGCGGUUGUCGAGAGCAGCAGUACAUCUGGCUGGCACACAGUCCCAAGAUCUUGAUGAACCUGGCUCCGGCUGUUAGAAGCAUGUUCCCUGCCAUACUGUGCGGAAAGCGGGCCGUGGACAAGGGCGUGGUCACUCUCCUGAACGACCGGGUCAACAGCGUCUCAAUGAGCAAGGUGCAGAGGCUGCUGCAGCAGGGCCACGACGAGUGGUAUGUGGAGCGGCGUGACCUGUACCAGACGCUGCUGUACGAAGCCCAUGUUGCUGGUGACGGGUCAUCCCAGAAGAGCAUCCUGCCCUUCGCGAAGGCCGCUGGCACCUACACGCCUCCUCCGCCCCGCACGCCGCUGCCCUGUGCCCGUGUGCUGAGGCGAGCGCACAUGAUCAUGGAGAUGGAGAAGAUGCCCGUGUACAGAGCCUCGAUCCUCAGUGUGACAGGAGAAAUCCUCUGCAUUGAUGGAACCAAAAAGAUCCUCAAGAAGAUAUAUGGCGACGGCCAGGGCACCAUGCAGUACGUCACCAGCGUGCUGAACCAGUGGGGCCAGUUCCUGACCACAGUGGUGGUAGCAGCAGAGUCUGAGGGCUGCUACAGGCGCAUGGCCAAAGGUCUGAUGGCCCGCUUUGACCGAGCUGGUGCUCCUGCACCCAUUAUCAUAUAUGCAGAUAGCAACUGUUGUCGAGACAGUGGCUCAUCCUUCCUGGAGAAACUCUUUGCAGACUGGGUGCAGAAGGGGACGGUGGUCAGACUGGACAUUCGACACUGGCUCCACCGCUGGGACGCCGUUGUCAUCAAGCAGAGCCACGCCAAAUACGGGCUGUUCAUGAGUGCCCUGGCAGGCGCGGUGCUGGCCUACAACAGAGACGACAUGAGUCUGCUGAUCCAGGCAGUCAGGCAGGGCAACCUGGAGCUGUACGGCAGGCUUUCAGACGAGGACAUGAUGGCCUUCCUCAAACCUCACCAGAUAAGGUCCUACGUCAGACGCAUCACCCGUGGGGUCGAGGAGACGGCUUCAGCGAUUGAGUCCAUCAUCACUGAGCUGAAGGGACCUGCAGGCCUCGACAUCGACGGCAUCCACCUGUUCAAGUCGGCGCAGGCGGUGGACGCUCACUGGGCGACCGCUAGCAAGCAUCUCAGCUGCAUGCAGGAUCCCCCUGGCGUGCAGCUGUAUGUGUCUGUGAAGGUGGUGGUGCUCAACGGCAUUCGCCUCAACAAGUACAGGUGUCAGCGAGGCAGCAACUCCCUGGAGGGUUUGCACUCACACCUGUACAACGCCAUUCCCUCGCAGAGAUGUGGAAUUAUGCAGUUCCAAGUUUAUCUAAUUGCGUUUGCGGUGCAGUGGAACAACCGGAUGGAGUCCCUCAGGGUUGCAGGUGGACACGGCCGGCAGACCUGGUGCAUGGACCCGCGGCAGAUUCAACGUAUGAAUCAGCAGGCUGAGGUGCUGUUUGGUAGAGAGCAUGUUCUCGAACCCAACUUUGUUGCUCCAAUGCCCUACCCUGCUGAGUACAAAGACCCGGACGAGGAAGAGCUUCUCGGGGUGGAGUACGCCAUGUGUCAGUCGACCAGCUUCGCUGCAAAGGAUUACUACGCCCAGCAAGUUGAGGAAGAGCAGAGCCGUGACGAAGAGGAGACGGCUGAACAGAGCGAAGAGGAGGAGGAGCUGGCAGACGAAGGAGUGGACGUGUGCGGAGAGUCGGAGGAGGAUCCAAUGGACGCCGUCAGUGGGAAACACGCCAUCCUCACUCGGUCAGAGCAGGUGGAGGAAGAGGACAGCCCCGCCCUGCAGGAUGUUCUCAUGACUCAGAGCCACCUGCAGCUCCCUGGGCUGCAGGAAGUGGAAGCCUUGGCCUUGCUCCUUCUCCAACUGGCCGAUGACACAGACCGUCACCUGGUGCCGGCCGACCUCAGGGUGAAGAUUGCCUCCGCGGUCAGUGCUUUGUAUGAUCACGACAGCCGACACACCUGA